AUGGAGUUCUAUGAGUUUUUCAGUUUCUUGUUGAUUCUAAAGGAAUCUAUGAAACUUCUCCCCAAAAAUGGAAAGCUCAUGACAUCAACAAUUAUACUUACCCUAAUCCUAUAUUCGAUCUUGUUCUUUUCCUUCACCUUCUCCUUCAAUUUCUUGCUUAAUGAUAUUGUCGAGGUUUACAAGAAGAAUCCUAGCUUUGUAGCUGAUCAGAGCCCGUUUACACCAAAUACUACUUCUUUCAGGCCUAAUCCAACCGAACUUGUUGGAGUAGAACGGCUCAGAGAUGAUUUUUCUCUUCUUGUGGCUGUGCAAAUGGCUUUCCUCCUUGCAGUUCUCAUUGUGUCGAACUUCUCCACUACUGCAACAGUAUUAGUAUCAGCCAUGUCUUACAACGAUGAGACAUCAUCCAUGAAAGAUCUAUGUUUACGGAUACUGAGAACAUGGAAAAGGGCACUGAUAACAGAAUUCUAUACCAAACUUCAUGCAAUGGCUUACCUGUUCUUGGGUGUGGUAUUGACUGUUCCUUUAUUCAUGUCUGCUAAUCUCACCACAUUUUCAGCCGUCGUCUUGCUAGUUAUUUCUGCUUGUGUUUGCUGUUUAUAUUUGCCCGUGGCCUGGAACUUGGCUAUUGUGGUAUCUAUAGUCGACGAAGGUUGUGGAAUAGAGGCAUUGGGAAAAGCUGCCUCACUUAUUAAGGGCAAGAGAUUGCAUGGUUUUAUGCUGAACAUAUGCUUCAGCCUGCUGGGUUUGAUUCUGUUGCUUGGCUGCGGUAUGAUGCCAGUGAAUUGGACCAUUAAUGGAUUGGUUAUGGUGUUAUUCUUUACUUUGGGAAAUUUUUUCCCAAACGUGGCAUAUACGGUAUUAUACUUCUGGUGUAAGAGGAGCUGUGGUGAAGAAAUUGAAUUAUACAGGAUCAUAGAAUACACCAAACUGUCCACGACUCAACCAGAGAGCAAGUCUAGCAAUGUAUCAAGUCAAGUGAUGGAAAAACUCUUGUAG
Fraxinus pennsylvanica is the source of this 999-nucleotide messenger RNA. The record is from the annotation of a GenBank genome assembly. Lineage: Eukaryota; Viridiplantae; Streptophyta; Magnoliopsida; Lamiales; Oleaceae.